Molecule: messenger RNA, 1090 nt
Organism: Labrus mixtus (cuckoo wrasse)
Lineage: Eukaryota; Metazoa; Chordata; Actinopteri; Labriformes; Labridae
Product: protein PERCC1
Exons: 2
Coding region: 189-1016 (275 amino acids)
Source: RefSeq, a predicted model, not a curated record
CUCAGACAGGAGGCACACACGUCUGCGGUGAUGUGCGGAGGUAUAUAUACAGAGACGAUCCUGACAGUCCUGUAUUACAUGCACACACAUACAAUCAGAAAAAGGGGAUCCAUCAAUGACCCUUGAGAGAUCUUGCUUCUGACUACAACAAAAUUCAACUGACCUUGCAGUUAAAAAACAAACAACAAAUGGCUGCAGGCGUGGUGACAAACUUCCUCGUCCGGGCCCAGACUCCAUCCUACUUCCCUCUGUUUUUCAAACACUCUCCAUCCAAGGAAGAAGAGAUGCAAGAGGACAAGCCAGAGGCGCAGGACGAGGAAGAAGAAAAAGAAGUAGAUGAGGACGAGGAGGAGGAUGAAGAAUCAGAAGCUCAAGAGGAAGAGGAGGAAGGUUUAGAGGAGGUUUUCUUAGAUGUGACCAAGCAGCUUCUGAGGUUUGCAGACCUCAUAAGCCAUGAUGUACAGCGGUAUUUUGGUCGCUGCUCCAGCGAUCAAGAGGCCUGCAACAUCUACAGCGACUCGGUCACUGUGACAGGCAGCGGACGCCUGCGGUAUUACGACGAUCUCCUGAAAAUCGCAAGAGCAGAAAGUCCAGAGGAGCAGGAAAACUGCUUUGUUACUUGUGCGGAUGAUCAGGAGGUCAGGCAUGCUAAAGGCAACAGUGGUUUGGGGCCCCUGGCUGAACUGUUUGACCAAAGGGGUCAGAGUCAGGGCCGCGGGAGAGGGCGCCCCAUGAUAAAGCGACAUCUCCCACUUAGUUUCUGGACUGAGCCGAUCCCAUGCUGCUCUCUCGUUGGUUUUGACACCUCUGAUGUCACACAAACAAACAGUGAGAACCUUUUACAGGACAGCACACACACGGACGCUAUCACACAGAUCCACUACAACCUGCUGCCACACCACAACACACACACCCUGGACAGUGCUCAGCCAGACUUCAGCGACCUGCUGGCAAACUGGGAUCCAAACCCGGAGCUCACACAUACACUGACGGAGAGCACACACAUGCAGCGCUAAACGUACAAAAAUACUUUGACCUUUGAACUUGAUAUAUAUUUGUGAAAAGUUUAAUAAAAAGAAAAGAAAAUCAA